This is a messenger RNA of Lutra lutra (Eurasian river otter), 2319 nucleotides long. It is a transcript of the gene PRPF39, whose product is annotated as pre-mRNA processing factor 39. The transcript is spliced from 13 exons. Gene Ontology annotation, cellular component: commitment complex; U1 snRNP; U2-type prespliceosome. The record is from RefSeq and is a predicted model, not a curated record. The coding region runs from base 638 to 2284 and encodes 548 amino acids. Gene Ontology annotation, molecular function: protein binding. NCBI's taxonomy places the organism in Eukaryota, Metazoa, Chordata, Mammalia, Carnivora, Mustelidae. Gene Ontology annotation, biological process: mRNA 5'-splice site recognition; RNA processing.
AAAACUGUAGAAAGCAAUCCUCAGGAUUUUACAGGCUGGGUAUAUUUGCUUCAGUAUGUAGAACAGGAGAAUCACUUGAUGGCUGCCAGGAAAGCGUUUGACAAAUUUUUCAUACACUAUCCAUAUUGCUAUGGUUACUGGAAAAAGUAUGCAGACCUUGAAAAGCGGCAUGACAACAUUAAACAAUCAGAUGAGGUGCGUACAUUACUGAAUAAAAUUAUCUCCAUUAGGUACUGUAAGCCAAAUAAUAAAACAAAAACUUUUUUUUUUUUUUUUUUUUUUGGCUGGCAGUACCUACGAUUUAUGGUCAAACAAUUUUAUAGGGUAUUUUAUUUGCAUUUGUCACUCUUGUGGCAUUUGUAGCUAAUAUUUUCUCUCUUUGUUGGCAGGUGCGUUAAACCUCUACAGUUUGUCAAGCUUUGCAGUGCAAGCCUCUGUAUUACACUGCAGCUUAACAAGUAGGGCAGGGCUUUUCUCUCACUUACAUUUAUUUCUCAUUUUCCAAACAAUAUAGUUGGUUUGCUAGUCACAUUUGCUACGUCUUAUUGCAUUUUUGGUCAGACGCUGUCAUUGAUGCUCUAAUGGGUCUGUGCCCUAUGGUCUGUAACCCAAAGCCUGCCCACACAACCCGGUCAGAAUGCAGGGACUGCUGCGCUUUGAAGAUCAAGACUCUGCACGUGGGGAUCAGAACAUUGCCAUGUUCUAUCCAACCUCCACCCAAAUGGUAUAUCGACGGGGGCUUCAGGCAAUACCUCUUAGUGUUGAUCUAUGGAUACAUUAUAUAAACUUCUUAAAAGAAACAUUGGACCCUGGUGAUCCUGAGACAAACAGUACAAUAAGAGGAACUUUCGAGCACGCUGUUCUAGCUGCAGGAACAGAUUUCCGAUCUGACAGACUGUGGGAAAUGUAUAUAAACUGGGAAAAUGAACAGGGUAACCUGAGAGAAGUUACAGCUAUAUAUGAUCGUAUUCUUGGUAUUCCAACACAGCUGUAUAGUCACCAUUUUCAGAGAUUUAAAGAACAUGUACAGAAUAACUUGCCUAGAGAUCUGUUAACUGGCGAACAGUUUAUUCAGCUGCGAAGGGAAUUAGCUUCUGUAAAUGGACAUAGUGGUGAUGAUGGUCCUCCUGGUGAUGAUCUACCGUCAGGAAUUGAAGACAUUACCGAUCCAGCAAAGCUGAUUACAGAAAUAGAAAACAUGAGACAUAGAAUCAUUGAAAUUCAUCAAGAGAUGUUUAAUUAUAAUGAGCAUGAAGUUAGUAAAAGGUGGACAUUUGAAGAAGGUAUUAAAAGACCUUAUUUUCAUGUGAAACCAUUGGAAAAGGCACAACUAAAAAACUGGAAAGAAUACUUAGAAUUUGAAAUUGAAAAUGGGACUCAUGAACGAGUUGUGGUUCUCUUUGAAAGAUGUGUCAUAUCAUGUGCCCUCUAUGAGGAGUUUUGGAUUAAGUAUGCCAAGUACAUGGAAAACCAUAGCAUUGAAGGAGUGAGGCAUGUCUUCAGCAGAGCUUGCACUAUUCAUCUCCCAAAGAAACCCAUGGUACAUAUGCUUUGGGCAGCUUUUGAGGAACAGCAGGGUAAUAUUAACGAAGCCAGGAAUAUCUUGAGAACAUUUGAAGAAUGUGUUCUAGGAUUGGCAAUGGUUCGUUUGAGAAGAGUAAGUUUAGAGCGACGGCAUGGAAAUAUGGAAGAAGCUGAACAUUUGCUUCAGGAUGCCAUUAAGAAUGCCAGAUCAAAUAAUGAAUCAUCGUUUUAUGCUAUCAAACUAGCUCGGCAUCUUUUCAAAAUACAAAAAAACCUUCCAAAAUCAAGAAAGGUGCUUUUGGAAGCAAUCGAAAGAGACAAAGAGAAUACAAAGUUAUACCUCAAUUUACUUGAAAUGGAAUAUAGUGGUGACCUCAAACAAAAUGAAGAAAAUAUCCUAAAUUGUUUUGACAGAGCUAUACAUGGUUCAUUACCUAUUAAAAUGAGAAUUACAUUUUCUCAGAGAAAAGUGGAAUUUCUUGAAGAUUUUGGUUCAGAUGUUAAUAAGCUUCUCAAUGCUUAUGAUGAACAUCAAACACUCCUAAAAGAACAGGAUUCUUUAAAAAGGAAAGCAGAAAAUGGAUCAGAAGAACCAGAGGAAAAGAAAGUUCACACAGAAGAUACAACUUCAUCAUCUACGCAGAUGAUUGAUGGUGAUUUACAGGCAAAUCAAGCUGCGUAUAAUUAUAGUGCCUGGUAUCAAUACAAUUAUCAGAAUCCUUGGAAUUAUGGACAGUAUUACCCUCCCCCUCCAACCUGAGAGAAAAUAUAUCAGAUGGAAUGUGUGAAAAAUAC